Molecule: messenger RNA, 894 nt
Organism: Cladophialophora psammophila CBS 110553
Lineage: Eukaryota; Fungi; Ascomycota; Eurotiomycetes; Chaetothyriales; Herpotrichiellaceae
Exons: 3
Coding region: 1-894 (297 amino acids)
Molecular function (GO): protein binding
Source: RefSeq, a predicted model, not a curated record
AUGUCGCCGCCGGGUACCUCAACGUCGAGUCAGCAUUCCUCAGCCGACACCUUGCUGAAAGCUUUACUCCACGGUAACAGCGACGACGUAAGGCGCCAUCUCAAAGCGUCCGGUGGUGUGAAUGUGGAAUUAGAUGGGUGCGGCUACACCGGGACGGCUCUUCAUUACGAGGCGUCCUACGGCACAAAGGAAAUGGUCUCGGUUCUACUGGAGCACGGCGCAGAUAUCAACUUCUUGUCGAAAGAUAACAAAUCCGCCAUCGACCUGAACUGCGAGGCGGGACAAUGGGACAAUUUCGACCUUCUAUGUCGCGAGCCUGAUGCGAGGGUUCGAAGAUCCCGCGACCUGAUCCCUUAUGAAGAUGAAAAUCCUCAUCUGGUCGUUUCAGCUUCGUUGUCAAAUCAGGAGAACCGCGCAGAGAGAGUGAUCGCGUAUACUUACUCGGCAAGAGACUUCACAUACGAGAGGGACAAGAUCAUCGCAUCGGCCGGUAUUGAGGACAAGAUGGGCAAGUUGCUGAACGAUAUCUGCUUCAUGGGGAUCUGGAAGAAGGAUAUGGUCCGCUCCCUCAUCUGGCACAUCAGAAAUCCAUUGCGUAACAGGCCAGUUGGCUUUGCCGUGCCUACUUGGAGCUGGUACGCCGUCUGCAGCCCGCUCUUAUCUGGAUUUUGGGACGCUUUCAACGACAAUCCGGACCAGCUACCCGAGGCGUUGAUCAGCGAGUCCUUCGACACCGAAGCCCAAGUGCUGGAGGUCAACAUGGAGCCGGAAUCGACUCAGGGCCAUAGCCAUAUCAAAGGCGCCAUCAAAAUGAGAGGAACCAUUGUCAAGGCCUUUAUGUCGAGCGACAGAGGAUAUUCUUCCCACGGCGCAAAGGAGCAGGGGCAAAGCUAG